This is a messenger RNA of Coniophora puteana RWD-64-598 SS2, 1405 nucleotides long. Its product is annotated as Pkinase-domain-containing protein. The transcript has 9 exons. Gene Ontology annotation, cellular component: cyclin-dependent protein kinase holoenzyme complex; nucleus; cytoplasm. NCBI's taxonomy places the organism in Eukaryota, Fungi, Basidiomycota, Agaricomycetes, Boletales, Coniophoraceae. Gene Ontology annotation, biological process: signal transduction; regulation of G2/M transition of mitotic cell cycle; G1/S transition of mitotic cell cycle. The coding region runs from base 348 to 1232 and encodes 294 amino acids. The record is from RefSeq and is a predicted model, not a curated record. Gene Ontology annotation, molecular function: cyclin-dependent protein serine/threonine kinase activity; cyclin binding; ATP binding.
CCAGCUGCAGCUUGUGCCGUGUACGACUUUUCAGUCUGCGCUGCGGUGUCAGAACUCGAUCAGACUUCCGCCAGCAGACUCUAGGCCCGCUGUUCGCGACCGCCAAUCUCCGGACUCCCUCUUACGCACUCAUUGACGUCUGCAGACGUUCGUUAGGCGCCGGCCCCGCGAUUCCAGGUUGGCGAUUGGCGAUUGGAUCCCAACUGCGCAAGCCCGCUCAUCAAUCCGAUUCAAUUACUAUUAUAAUAAUCAAACGUAAAGGUUAUCUGUUGCUCCCUCUUCCGUCCCUCCACUUCCCUCCCGCUCUUUUCUUCCGCCUCCUUUGAUUCCCCCGUUUGAAAGUACCCAUGGAUCGCUAUGCCAAGAUAGAGAAAGUCGGUGCAGGCACGUACGGUGUCGUGUACAAGGCGCGCGACGUGACGAACAACCAUAUCGUCGCGCUCAAGAAGAUCCGGCUCGAGGCUGAGGACGAGGGCGUGCCCAGCACUGCUAUUCGCGAGAUCAGUCUGCUCAAGGAGCUCAAGGACGACAAUAUCGUCCGGCUGCUCGACAUCGUGCACGCGGACCAGAAGCUCUACCUCGUGUGCGAGUUCCUCGACGUCGACCUCAAGCGCUACAUGGAGCGGGCCAACAGCACCGGGUCGCCCAUGACCGUCGACAUUACCCGGAAAUUCACGCACCAGCUGAACGCGGGCCUGUACUAUUGCCACUCGCACCGGAUCCUGCACCGCGAUCUGAAGCCGCAGAAUCUGUUGAUUGACCGGAGGGAUAAUCUGAAGCUUGCGGAUUUUGGGCUGGCGAGGGCGUUUGGGAUUCCGAUGCGGACGUAUACGCAUGAGGUCGUCACGCUGUGGUACCGCGCGCCGGAGGUGCUCCUCGGCUCGCGGCACUACUCGACCGCGAUCGACAUGUGGUCGGUCGGGUGUAUCUUUGCGGAGAUGAUUAUGCGCGGGAACCCGCUGUUCCCGGGUGAUUCGGAGAUUGACCAGAUUUUCAAGAUUUUCAGGAUCUUGGGUACGCCGAGCGAAAAGGUGUGGCCGGGCGUGAGCCAGUUGCCGGACUAUAAGGAGACGUUUCCGCAGUGGUCGACGCAGGAUCUGAGGAACAUUUUGCCGCAGUUGGAUGAGGAUGGGAUUGAUUUGCUUAUUCAAACGCUGAUGUAUGAUACUGCGAAGCGUAUCUCGGCCAAGCGGGCGCUCAUUCAUCCGUGGUUCGCAAACUACGAGCCCUGAGAUCUGAGAGCUGGGUCCUGAGGCCUGAAGGUUGAGAGGGAGGCUCGCAUGUUGUUCGUUUCUGGUCCGUUUGUUUUCUAGAUAAUCCCUGUAUCACGUAUUCCCAGCCGUUUUUUCGACUAUGUCAUUGCAUUUUGGUCAGGUGCAGAGUGCUGUUGUCACCUAUAAUAUGC